Equus quagga is the source of this 4675-nucleotide messenger RNA. It is a transcript of the gene HAS2, whose product is annotated as hyaluronan synthase 2. NCBI's taxonomy places the organism in Eukaryota, Metazoa, Chordata, Mammalia, Perissodactyla, Equidae. The record is from RefSeq and is a predicted model, not a curated record. Bases 344 to 2002 code for a protein of 552 amino acids. The transcript has 5 exons. Gene Ontology annotation, biological process: hyaluronan biosynthetic process; extracellular matrix assembly. Gene Ontology annotation, molecular function: hyaluronan synthase activity.
UCUCAGACUCCCACAGAUCUGAGUUGAACUUUGAAACUAUAAAAUACUAGAAAGAAGACGCUAUGGGCGAGAACAUUCCUAUAAUUCAGGAAAAUGUAAUUCCUUUGAAUAGCAUCGCACUUGCUUGCUUUAAUCCUCAGUUAUCCUGACAUCCUUGGUAGGCAGGAUGUGACUAAUGCAAUGCACGGAAUCACACUUCUUAAUGGCAUUUUCGGACUGGCAGCGGCAGUACCAGCCCUCAGGUGCCAUUGGAAUGGAAAUUCUGCUAAUUGGGUCUUGAAGCUAACACCUCUCUUGGAUAAAGACAGGCUGAGGACAACUUUAUGACCAAGAGCUGAACAAGAUGCAUUGUGAGAGGUUUAUAUGUAUCCUGAGAAUAAUUGGAACCACACUUUUUGGAGUCUCUCUCCUCCUUGGAAUCACAGCUGCUUAUAUUGUUGGCUACCAAUUUAUCCAAACAGAUAAUUACUAUUUCUCUUUUGGACUAUAUGGUGCCUUUUUAGCAUCACACCUCAUCAUCCAAAGCCUGUUUGCCUUUUUGGAGCAUCGAAAAAUGAAAAAAUCCCUAGAAACCCCCAUUAAGUUGAACAAAACUGUUGCUCUUUGCAUCGCUGCAUAUCAAGAAGAUCCAGACUACUUACGGAAAUGCUUGCAAUCUGUGAAAAGGCUAACCUACCCUGGGAUUAAAGUUGUCAUGGUCAUAGAUGGGAACUCAGAAGAUGAUCUUUACAUGAUGGACAUCUUCAGUGAAGUCAUGGGCAGGGACAAAUCAGCCACUUACAUCUGGAAGAACAACUUCCAUGAGAAGGGUCCUGGUGAGACGGAUGAGUCACAUAAAGAAAGCUCUCAACAUGUUACCCAAUUGGUCUUGUCCAACAAAAGUAUUUGCAUCAUGCAAAAAUGGGGUGGAAAAAGAGAAGUCAUGUACACGGCCUUCAGAGCACUGGGACGAAGUGUGGAUUAUGUGCAGGUUUGUGAUUCAGAUACCAUGCUUGACCCUGCCUCAUCUGUGGAGAUGGUAAAAGUUUUAGAAGAAGACCCCAUGGUUGGAGGUGUCGGAGGAGAUGUCCAGAUUUUAAACAAGUAUGAUUCCUGGAUCUCCUUCCUCAGCAGUGUGAGAUACUGGAUGGCUUUUAACAUAGAAAGAGCCUGUCAGUCUUAUUUUGGGUGCGUCCAGUGCAUUAGUGGACCCCUGGGAAUGUACAGAAACUCCUUGCUGCAUGAAUUCGUAGAAGACUGGUACAAUCAGGAAUUUAUGGGCAGCCAAUGCAGUUUUGGCGAUGACCGGCAUCUAACGAACCGAGUGCUGAGUCUGGGUUAUGCAACAAAAUACACAGCUCGAUCCAAGUGCCUUACUGAAACACCUAUAGAAUAUCUCAGAUGGUUAAACCAGCAGACCCGUUGGAGCAAGUCCUACUUCCGAGAGUGGCUGUACAAUGCGAUGUGGUUUCAUAAACAUCACUUGUGGAUGACCUACGAAGCGGUUAUCACUGGAUUCUUCCCUUUCUUUCUCAUUGCCACAGUAAUCCAGCUCUUCUACCGGGGUAAAAUUUGGAAUAUCCUCCUCUUCUUGUUAACAGUCCAGUUAGUAGGUCUCAUAAAGUCUUCCUUUGCCAGCUGCCUUAGAGGAAACAUCGUCAUGGUCUUCAUGUCCCUCUACUCAGUGUUAUACAUGUCAAGUUUACUGCCCGCCAAAAUGUUUGCAAUUGCCACGAUAAACAAAGCUGGGUGGGGCACAUCUGGAAGGAAAACCAUUGUUGUUAAUUUCAUAGGACUCAUUCCAGUAUCAGUGUGGUUUACAAUCCUCCUGGGUGGAGUCAUUUUCACCAUUUAUAUGGAAUCUAAAAAGCCAUUCUCAGAAUCCAAACAGACAGUUCUAAUCGUUGGAACGUUGCUCUAUGCAUGCUAUUGGGUCAUGCUUUUGACGCUGUACGUGGUUCUCAUCAACAAAUGUGGCAGGCGGAAGAAGGGACAACAGUAUGACAUGGUGCUUGAUGUAUGACCUUACAUUGUUUGACGUUUGCAGUCACACACACAGACACACACAAAACCUUAGUUCCUCUAGGGACUGUACAGCGUGGGGCAUCAGACAAUGCCACCAACGGAGACAUAUCACUGCUGCUGGGACUUGAACAAAGACAUUUCUAUGGGUUUAUUUUGAUUCUGCCAAAGUAAAAUCAUGCAUCAACAAGAAGAAACUCAGAUUGAACCUGUUAUUUCUAUGAAAAUGGGAAGAAAUUUUUGUUUAUGCACUUUUUCCUUACUGUACAUCACCUGUUUUCUCUAUAUACCUCACUAGCCGUGCUUUAUGUGGGUUAUCAUGGAAGAAAAGGAUUUUGGAAACUCAAGGAAAAGUUCUUUCAAUGUAUACAACCUAACUUAUGGACUGUGUUGAUAGCUAAUUUUUUUUAGAAAGGAUUUUCUGUUUAACUUUACCAAAUGAAAUGCCAAAGGAAAUUUUAAAGGCCAUUGGCUGUGCUGUAUUUUUAUAUAAUUGUACUGUGUUUUAAAAUUUUGUAUGCCAAUUUUUAAAACAAAUUUUGCAUAUUCUAUAUUUUACUUCUCUGCCAAAAUACACCUGUUCUUCCUCUUUUUUAAAAAAUAAUAAUAGGUUCUGAAAAAAUUCAUACUUAAAAAAAGAAAACCUACCCAAAAUGUGAAGCUUGGUUGACUGAUGUUGCUCAUGAUAGAAAAAAUAAAAAUGUUUCUCUCUCUCUCUCUCUCUUCCUUUUAAAAUUGAAUAGAUUAUUUCUGUGAAAAAGUAUUCAAACUUUCAAUAUUUUGAUUUCUUUUCAUUUCUUUCAGAAAAGGCCAAUGUACCUGUCACACUUUGGGAAUAGAAAUACAUACUUAUGUGUACAAAAAAUGAAAAUCAUUGAAAAUCAAGGCCAAAGGGAUAGAAAAGUGCAAUUUUUUUCAUAAGAUUAGUCCUUGAGUUAAAACACUAGGCAUCCAGCACUGGACAAAACAUAAGUACCAAAGAUGAAUAAUCUUUGGAGAUUCUAGCAGUGUUUUCCCAGGCUAAGUAAAAUGGAAAGUGGAAAAAAUUGUGUAUAUGAUUUGGAGAAAUUCAGUGCGGUUCAUCAUUUUGUUGUGUGGCCUGAAUUCACCGGAUCCUGUCAAUAUAUUGAACAAGUUUUAUCUGUCUUUUUCUUUUCAGCUUGCUAGUUCACUUUCCAUGUUAGUAUGAGGUUGACGUGGUUGAGUUGGAUAAAUUAUAAUAAAUAUAAAGCACGUAGAUUCAAAAUUAACUUUUACUUUCUGGGGAGGACUUUUUCCAAAUUAUACAGAUAAUUUCUUCAUCUCUCCUGUUCUUGGCCUACAUAAAUAUGUUUACAUAGUAGAAAUGAUAUCAAGGUUUAAUAAGUGUAUCAAGAAUUGGCACAUAAAAAAAUCGAUGAACCAGGCGCCCUUAACCAGCUAAUUAGCUACUCCAGAGCCUCAAUUAUUCAGUUUGGCUAUUGACAGGAUCCAUCUUGUCUUGUAGCUGGUGCUGUGUAGACCUGUGUUAAAAACACAAUUGAACACAUAAUUGUUACAUAAAAAGGAUUGCGAUGAAGCGGAGACAUGUGGAGAAGCGUCCAGUCACGUGCUUUCUGCAUGUCUGCUUCUUUUUCACGCAAACAACUGUGUUCCAUCUAUCCUACCUAAGAAAAAGCUGCACAUUCUACCUUUGGAAUACAAAAAGGUACAUAACAUUCUGCAAUGCAGACUCUCACUGAUUGGAGAGCUUGUGGGGAACAAACACACCAUGCCAAUAAAUGAGACUAAAACUUGAGUUUGCCUUUUUAACUAUUUAUGUUCUAAGUUAAGCUUUGAUAACAUUCAAAUGUCAAAUUCUCUCAUUCUUAUAAAAAGAUUGAAUUAAUUGCCUGUAUUUAUUUUAGCAAUUAUUCAAUGUAUUUCCAGUAUAGGAUGUAUAGUAUAAUUGAUUUUUUUUGUAAAUAAAAUAUUUUUGAUAAGAUUAUUGCCUUUUUUUCUAAGGGAAGGGGGAAUUUUAAACAAAACAGAAAAACUUUUUUUUUCCUGAUUGUAAUAGUAUGGUUUUAAGAAUGGGGUAUAUAUAUAAAAAAAACAAAACAUGGUUGAUCAAAGAUAAUAGAAGUCAUUUAAUAUUACUAAUCAUAGAGUAGAAAUCCUCCACACUGGUGUCAUUUGGAAAUCUGGAAAACUGAGAGAGAGCAACAGAGAGGAAAGAGAGAGGAGAGUAAGAGAGAUUGCUCCAAUUAACGUAAACAUUGUCUCUAAUCUUCUGUUACUUCUACUUUUCUUUGAAAUCAGCCCAAUUUUAGAAAAAAGUUGUUUUCUUAUAGUAAUUUAUUAUAGCAGAAAAAAUCACAGAUUUUUAGAAAAAUCAUAAAUUUGUUUAUUAUGCCAUUAUUUAUAAAUAAUAACAAAACCUUAAAAUAACUUAAAAUCCAAUAAUGUGAGCAAUAAUUAAACGAAUUAUGGCAUUUCCAAACAAUGAAACAUCAUUAGCCACUAAACACAAUGUUCUCAGAAUAUGAGGAUGUUGGGGAAAUGUUACAUUAAAAAUAUAAAAUCAUUUUGUAUAGUAACAUCCCAAUUUUGUAAAAACAAAAAUGUUUAAAAUGUGAUUAUUUCUAAUACUGGGAAUAUGAUCGAUUUAUAUUCUGUAUACAUUUUUGUAUUUUCCAAAUACCGUACUCAUGUA